Miscanthus lutarioriparius is the source of this 351-nucleotide messenger RNA. The record is from the annotation of a GenBank genome assembly. NCBI's taxonomy places the organism in Eukaryota, Viridiplantae, Streptophyta, Magnoliopsida, Poales, Poaceae.
AUGUCUACACCGGUCAGAGCUAGAAAGAAGAAGGGAUCCACAGCUUCGGCGUUGGAUGCGGCAGCGGCGGCCCCAUCCCAAACCCUAGGUCGUGGUGGUGGCUCGGCGCUGGGGGCUCUCUCCCUUGAGCGUGGUGGCGGCGCGGUGCUGGUGGCCCGCUCUCUCGGUCGUGGUGGACGUGGUGGCGGCUCCGCAGCAGCAACGACCCGCCCAACCUCCAUUGGCGUCGACAAGGGCACGACGACGGCGCCAGUCUCCAUUGACGACGGAUCCAACGGAUGUGGCUUCCCCAACUCUUCGGCGUUCACCAAUGGAUUCCCGUUCCCUCCUUCUGUUUCCUACUGUUCUUGA